This is a messenger RNA of Lathyrus sativus (Indian pea), 1053 nucleotides long. The record is from the annotation of a GenBank genome assembly. Lineage: Eukaryota; Viridiplantae; Streptophyta; Magnoliopsida; Fabales; Fabaceae.
AUGGCACAGUGGUCGUUGCUUAUCGUUUUGUUCUGCGUCGCCACCGCCGCUGCCGGAUUCAGCUUCCAUGACUCCAAUCCUAUUCGAAUGGUCUCCGACGCGGAGGAGCAGUUACUUCAGGUGAUCGGAGAAAGCCGUCACGCUGUCUCUUUCGCCCGUUUCGCUAACAGAUACGGUAAGCGAUACGAUAGCGUUGAUGAGAUGAAGCUUCGGUUUAAGAUCUUUUCGGAAAAUCUUGAACUUAUCAGGUCUACUAAUAAGAGACGACUUAGUUACAAGCUCGGUGUUAAUCAUUUUGCUGAUUGGACUUGGGAGGAGUUUAAAAGUCAUAGACUUGGUGCUGCUCAAAAUUGCUCUGCGACUCUGAAGGGUAACCAUAAGAUUACUGAUGCUAAUCUUCCUGACGAGAAAGACUGGAGGAAAGAAGGUAUAGUCAGUGAAGUUAAAGAUCAAGGCCACUGCGGAUCAUGCUGGACAUUCAGCACAACUGGAGCGUUGGAAUCAGCUUACGCACAGGCAUUCGGAAAGAAUAUCUCUCUUUCUGAGCAGCAGUUAGUGGACUGUGCUGGUGCUUUCAAUAACUUUGGAUGCAGCGGUGGGUUGCCGUCACAAGCCUUUGAAUACAUUAAAUACAAUGGUGGCCUUGAGACAGAAGAAACAUAUCCCUACACUGGAAGUAAUGGUCUCUGCAAAUUUACAUCUGAAAAUGUUGCUCUUAAAGUCCUUGGCUCUGUCAACAUCACCUUGGGUGCUGAGGAUGAAUUGAAACAUGCAGUUGCUUUUGCUCGGCCCGUUAGUGUGGCAUUUGAGGUGGUGUAUGACUUCAGAUUAUACAAGAGUGGAGUUUACACUAGUACAGCUUGUGGCAACACACCCAUGGAUGUGAAUCAUGCUGUUCUUGCUGUUGGAUACGGAAUUGAAGACGGCAUACCAUAUUGGCACAUUAAAAAUUCGUGGGGAGGUGAUUGGGGUGACCAUGGCUACUUCAAAAUGGAAAUGGGGAAGAAUAUGUGUGGUGUUGCUACAUGCUCCUCCUAUCCUGUUGUGGCCUAA